Messenger RNA from Hippoglossus stenolepis (Pacific halibut), 6746 nucleotides. It is a transcript of the gene skila, whose product is annotated as SKI-like proto-oncogene a. Gene Ontology annotation, molecular function: SMAD binding; DNA-binding transcription factor activity, RNA polymerase II-specific; RNA polymerase II cis-regulatory region sequence-specific DNA binding. The record is from RefSeq and is a predicted model, not a curated record. The transcript is spliced from 7 exons. NCBI's taxonomy places the organism in Eukaryota, Metazoa, Chordata, Actinopteri, Pleuronectiformes, Pleuronectidae. Gene Ontology annotation, cellular component: nucleus. Bases 163 to 2478 code for a protein of 771 amino acids. Gene Ontology annotation, biological process: negative regulation of BMP signaling pathway.
GAAACGGAUCAGAACUCGGCAAACUUCAGUCAACAACAUGCAUGUGUCUCACAACCAGAAGAUUUGUGUCAUUUGAAAAGACUUAGGGAGGAGGAAAAAAGACUCAGAGGAAUACAAGAACUCAGUCAGCUGACAGAAACAACAGUAACCCAGUGCUUAGACAUGGCCAGCACCCAGACCAGUUUGAAAACCCCUUUCAAAGACUUGACCUCAUUCAAGGGCAACAUGAAACGGCUGUACAGAGAGCGGCUGGAAGACGCGCCCAUCAAGAAGCGAGUAAUGGCGGAGAUCAACCUGAAGCGUCGCAGCACGGAUUCCUUGCCCAAAACUCCCAAAGUGAAGAGGGAGCAGACCGAGGAUCUGUGCCACGACCCCGACAUGGAUUUCGCGGGCCAGGCUGAAUUGCAUGUGGCGGGCUCUGCUAAAGCCCUGGACCUGAGCCCUGGGCUCAAACACACACUAGCCCAGUUCACCCUCAGCAGCCAAAGCUCCCUUGGGGGCCCAGCUGCCUUCUCAGCCCGUACCGGCCACGAGCAUUCCCAAGCCGGUAUGCCCCCCCUGCCUUCCCCUCCUGUCCUUGGAGGGGGCCCUCUGCUGGUUCCCUGUGACAGCUCCACUGAACUCACCCACUCGCUGCUGGAAGGGGAGUCCAUCUCCUGCUUCGUCGUCGGGGGAGAGAAGCGGCUCUGCCUGCCCCAGGUGCUCAACUCUGUGCUCCGCGACUUCUCGCUGCAGCAGAUCAACACUGUGUGCGACGAGCUCUACGUCUAUUGCUCACGUUGCGAUGCUGAGCAGCUGCACAUCCUUAAAGUGUUGGGCAUUCUGCCGUUCAACGCACCUUCCUGUGGCCUCAUUACACUGACGGAUGCACAACGGUUGUGUAACGCUUUGCUGCGCCCUGGAGCGGCAUUGCCUGCCGACCCCAGUGGUAAGCUGUCGGCCCAGGGCCUGCUGAACGAGAGUGAAGCCAGCUUCCAGGUGGAGCACCAAUGUCUGGGGAAGUGCCAGGGUCUCUUUGUGCCCCAGUUCUACACCCAGCCUGAGGCGCCCUGCAUCCAGUGUGUUGAGUGCCAGUUGCUCUUUUCCCCGCAGAAGUUUGUCAUGCAUUCACACAAGUCACCUGAUAAGAGGACCUGCCACUGGGGCUUUGAUUCAGCCAAGUGGCCCUGCUACCUACAGCUUGCCAGGAAGUACGAGGGAACGCCCGAGGAACCCAGGCUCCAGCAGCUCCUUGAUGAGGUCAAAGAGAAGUUCCACUACCAGCUCAAGAGGUCACUAGACAAAAAGGCUGUGGAGGAAGAGGAGAGCCAGGUGAGGAAAUCCUCUGCAGACCUGUGCUCACCCAGUGGCAAGAUGGCCAAUGCCUACCCUGCGAGAAAGGGAAAAACAUCUCCACCUGCUUUGGUCUUCAACCGUCUUUUCUCGGACAUUAAGGAGGAGCCAGAACACCCCAGCCUGGUCCAUCCCAGUUACUACCUGUACACAUACGAUAAGAUGGUGGCUCCCAACGUGUCUCUGCAGCAGGAGGCGGAGAUGAGCCAGGAGAUGCUUGGAGCGCUGCUGAAACACCACUACAGCCACAGAGUGCUGGGUCACGACGAGCCACCCAUGGAUCUUCACGCGUCGCCCCCUGUCGCUGCUGGCGCCGAGGAGGCCAAAUCCCAACAUGCCGCUGCUGCCUCGGCCACCGAGCGGGAAUGCCAAGCCCAGGCAGUUUCCAUGGAGACAAGCAGCCCGAGCUGCAAGAAAGCCUCCCACACCCCCGCCCACACCCCUCCUCCUCCUCCUCCUCCUGCGUCGUUGUUGACGCCGGUAUCGGAAGUAGUGGCUAAGGACACAGGCUCUGCCACAAGCGGCGCUGCAGUGGUGGUGGGGGGGCUGGAGGACGACAAGGACAGGAUUGUUGUGGAGAUCAUGCAGAUGUACAGCAGGCAGCAGGAGAAGCUGAACUCCACCCUGCACAAGCAGCUGCAGCUGGAAUUGGAGCUGGAGGCGGUACGCGGGGGCGAGGCAGCGAGGUUACGGGAGCUGAGCGCCGAGCAGCGGGAGCUUCGCAGCGAGCUGGAGGCGGUGCACAGUGAGCAGGCGCGGCAGCUCAACCAGGCCCGCCAGGAACAGCUGGAGCUGGAGACCCGUCUGGAGCAGCUCCGACAGCAGGCCUGCGCCUGCGAAAUGGGGGUACAGCGCCAACAAGAGGCCCACUACACCGCACAGUUGUCGGAGCUUCGUCAGAGGCUGGAGCGGGCGGAGGCGGAUCGCCAGGAGCUGCAGGAGGAGCUGCGCCGGGAGCGGGAGGCUCGGGAGAAGCUGGAGCGCACGAUCGCCCAACUCAGGCAGCAGAUGGCCCGGUCUGGCACUGUGGGAGGCAGCCCCUCUCCUCCUCUCACCCCUUCCACCGGACCCCCUAGCGCCCACUCCCCGCCCUCCUCCUCCUCUUCUUCCUCCAUCUCGGAGGCCCCAGCGUCUGGCCAAAAGUAACUGCCACCCCUCCAGGCGCCUCCUUCCCUCCCUCAUUCCUCUUCGCCAUCACCCACCAACUCUACAGACACAAACAAAUCAGCCUGAAGCAGAACGGAGCUUCACAUCUCCUCAGGCUGUUUUUUAAGUUGUGCAUCUCAUUCUCCCCCCUUAUUAUUUCAGUGUAGGACUGACUUUUGUUUUUGUAAUUUAACAUCACUUAAAAGAAAAGUUUUAUGGUGUGUUUUUUUUAUUAUUCUUUCUUUUGCUUCCUCUCCUCUCUUAAAACAGUAUUUAAAGAUUUUUGGGCAUGUAUGAUUUAAUUUAUAGUUUUUACUGAACAAACAGCUGCUUCACAGACAGGAGUUGGGUCAAGUCGAGACCAACUCAACCAUCACUAUAUUUUUUCCAUCCUCACAUUGUCACCCUCCUCAUCCCAUCCCCUCUCGCUUGCUCUGGACUCCGGAGCCAAUGACUUUGAGAUUUCAGCUCAGACACGGAUGCUUGACUCAGCUCCCCACGGACGUGUCAAUUCACUGAUACUACCUGGCACAGCAGCCGGUGCCCACAGACACAAAAUGGCGCCUGGACGUGUGCCUCCUCUCCGUGUUUCUGUACCUUCAGCCCAGAUGCUCAAGUACCAGCGAAUGCAGGAAACUGCAUGGACAUUUCAAAAAAGUUUUUUUGGGAGUCCUUAUAAAAUACAAAGAGAGAAAAAUAUAACGUGUUAAAAUAUCAAAUCUAUAUGGAGGAGAAAAACCUUUACUGUACACAAAAAGACAUUAAGCAGAUGUUGUAAUAAAAAUAUGCCAGUAGUGACACUGAACUUGAAAUGAGUGUUUUGAGUGUGACGCCCACGAGGUAAAAAGCGCUCAGACUGUCUGGCCUGGGCCCCAGCUGCCCCACACACAGACCAACUUCCUCUUCACUCAGCUUGGCAGCACCUGGACUCUCCUGUUGUAGACCAAACAGUCUGUCGGUUGAGCCACCAGCUGCCCAGUGUCUCCUCUAACAUCCACCCCCCCCCCACAGCACCCCACUCACUAGAGACCUCACACCUUCCAUCGCUGUGUGCUGGGGCCAUUGCCCUCUACUGGGACACUCCUCAACACUGUGGUUUUCACCCACUUUGGCCUAGACAGGAAACACUGUGCUCUUUUCAGGCUUGGCAUGAACAAGCUCACGAGCGGUGUUAUGCACUUAAUGUGCUCUCCUCCUCCAGAGUCUCCUGGGAAAGGAAUGCGUCUGGACACGGGGGCUGGGUGAGCCGGCGAAGCUUUUAUAAGAAAGAAGAAAGGCAGAGUCUCACAUGUGCAGUAGCUGCACUGUGUUACAAUAAUACAUACGACAUCCCCACAUGCGUGCACACUCAAGUGUGCUAGGGCAGUGCAGGCAUUCAGGCAGAACAAUGGUCCCAGCGUUCCCAGCAGAUGAUCAAAGCUCCAGCGUGUCCCUGUUCUCUGGGCUUCCUCUGCUUUUUCAGUCAUUUGACUUCAUUGUUAGCAGACGGUUUUAUCCCCACCCUGUUUGUCCGAAUGUGGGUCGCAGGUGAAAGCAGUUAGUCCAGGAUGGUUUGGGCCCUGCUUCACGUUAAUCUGCCUGGCUGAACAAACAGCACCGGGAAGGGAGGGGAGGAUUGAGGGGAGCGCUCGGGGGACUGGUGCGCUCUCCCCCUCGGCAGGCUGGGUGGCCCGGACGCCAGGGGUACAGAGGGAGCCCGGUUUUUGUUCUGUGCCGCCAGAAUGGGGGCAGCUGUUGUUGUCUGGGGGCCUCUGCCCACCCUCGGGUGAGACUGUACAGGAUCCCCCAUCUCUCAACGCGACUUCCCUCCUCUCCCACAGAACCGCCAUCACUCACUCACUCUCACUUACCCGUCCAUCCGUCUCCAGUGCCAGAUCAGCUGGGGGUGUGCAGUGUUUUGUAGAAGCCCAGGGGAGCGAGCAGACAUCCAGCCAGAGGAAGAGAGGACUUUUAUUGUGUCAGUUGCCAGGCAAAAGCGCUUUUUAUUGCCACUGAGGAAAUCCCUGUGUGUGUGUGUGUGUGUGUGUGUGUGUGUGUGUGUGUGUGUGUGUGUGUGUGUGUGUGUGUGUGUGUGUGUGUGUGUGUGUGUGUGUGUGUGUGUGUGUGUGUGUGUGUGUAAAAAUAAUUGUUUAAAAAGAGAAGGGGAUCGGCCUCGGCUAAACUCUGAGCUUUUUUAUGCAUCUCCUCUAAAUGCAAAUUGAUAGACAUUCCACUGUGCUCCAUCCUGUUUUCAAUGCAGAUUUUCUUACACAGCUUCCCUUUACAAUAACAGAUCUUAAAGACUGGGCCGGGUACAGUUGUGGUUUGUUGAUGGUCACAGGUGCAGGUGCAAGCCAGUUAAAUCGAAACCCAUGCCGCAGAUGUACACUCUACUGUUGUUCCAUUUAAACCUUUAUUGAAAUUAUGAAAGAAAAUAUUUAACGUAUUAACUAAAGAUUUAUAUUCACUUUGUAAAUACAGUAGUCAUUAAUAUAUUAACUGUUCUUAUAAGAAUAAUCUUCAAAAGGUUAUAUAAAUUGGACCAGAACUUAGGCUCCAGACGGCCUAAAUGUUUUUGCUUUCUUUUUUAAAAAAGUGGUCUUUGCAGAUAACUGAAUUGACUUUAGUCGAGUGGAUGUGGGGGAGUGACACGCAUGGUUUACUGAGACAUGACGCAGGACAAAGGCUGAAUAGGAAAAAUAAUACUUUGUUACACACGUUCCCCCUUUGCUGAAAACUGAUGCAUUUGUUUGUUGUGGAUUUCAUCUUUGACGGACUGUUGAACUUGUAAUGUAACAAGCUUUUUUUCCCUCUUUGUCAAAAAAACCCUCCCCUGAGCUAAAUUCAAACUAUUUGUUUAAGAAAAAUCAUUUUGGGGGGGAAAAGAAAACAAAAUUAUAAAUCUUUUUUUUUUUUUGCAUGUUUGCUUCCCCUUAUGUUGAGUGUCACUAGGCCUCUCUAUCAAUCAGUUUAUUGUGAAAAAAAAAAAUUCCCCAAUGUAAGACACAAAAUAUUGAGAUGGCUCAUAUGCAUGAACAUUGAAUAUGUGCAAGUUUUGUCAUUAUUGGUCCAGAGGCUAAAUAUAAAGUCAGAGUCAGAUUAUGAAAAACAAGAAAUGUAGCCUAAUUCGGAAAUAUUACACUGUGUGUGUGUGUGUGUGUGAGUGUGAGAGAGAUGAGCUCCCACGUCUGACUGAAACACGGCAGCUUUGAAAAGGGAAAGAGAGAAACUUGCUCCUGUAGCUCUGGAUGUGUCGUUAUGUUUUCUGAUUUGAGAUCAUAUAUCCUUGUCUGAAAAAGAUGAUCAGUAUUAGUUUUUCUUUUUUGACUUAAUUACCUCUUCAGCAGAACAAUGAAAAAAAAAUAAAAACGAAUCAUUUGAAUUCAUCACAUUUGCAAAUACCUAAUAUGUAGUUUUUCUUUCUGUGUAAUUAGCAUUUUAUACACAAGGGGGCGAUGUUUAUCUUUCUCUAAUUGUGCUCUGUAAUGAGAAAAGGACUAAGUGAGCGUGGAGAGAAAGAGAGAGAGUCUCCUGUAACAUGGCGUUCUGGGCCUUUUUGCAUUUUGCAGUGUUAAGAGAACUUGGAUUCAGCUUUGUACAGAAUUUUUACAGGUGUGAAUUUUUGCCCAACCAAGUAAAAAGGAGGAAGACAGAGCCAGGCUUUACCACAUAAACAUAUUUUAAUACAAACACUGGUAAACAGAUACACGGUUGAACUGUUGCAGGUGGUUUGCUUUGUAGUUGGGUGUUUAAUUUUCCACCAGUAGUUAUUCUGCGCCGCUGUGGGAGGAGUCUGAAGUGUAGGGCUGCGUUGUUGAUUGGUCGCACAGAUCACUGGCUACGAAGAAUAUUAUGAUUUCAUGUCCACACAUCCUGUUAUAGAUAUUAAAAAAAAAUAUUUAUGGCUUUGCUAAAUAAGAUCCCUCUUCCCCCUCGAUGCUGUUCUGAAAAAUGAAUCGCAGUGUCCGUGUAUGACCAUUGCAUACGUUGCCAAUACUACAGUGUGAUGAGACUUUUGUUCUUGCAUGAAUCGAGACACUGUUCUCCUACCUCAUGUUGUGAUAUAAAAAGAUGUUUUUUAAGCAGAAGACACUGCAUCUCUAACUGUUUAUCAUCAUUGAUAUUUACUAGUAAAUGACAUACCUGUAAAUGCUUUUAGCUAAUACCUCAGUUGUAUCUAGUGUUUGUUUUUUUCUGUUUUUGCCCCUCCCUGAUUUCAGAUCCUGUAAAUAUGCCCUGUAUAGACAAUGAACUUGGAUCAAAUUCAAGUAAAGUUCUGUAGUGUCGAA